AUGUCUUCACUCAGCAAGAACAAGCUCAAUCCUCAUAUUCCAACUGGUUUGCAAGAAGAAGAUGACAAAGUAUACGAGAAAAUAUUCGAAUAUCUUAAGGACAGUAAAGAACCAAUACCAAAAGUUGUGGUUAUAUCGGAUAUUCAAAAGGAUGUCGACGACCUUGUGGCAUGGACUAUGUUGGCAGAAAUGCAUCGACUCGGCGUUAUCGAAUUGAGGGGCUUCGUUACCAAUUUCGUACAUGCGAACAGACGAGUGCGAGCAGGUCGUGGUGCCUUAGACCUGUUGAAUCUCAAACAUAUCCCUAUUGCACAGGGGACGGAAGGAACAGAUGAUGUGAAGGACCUCACGCGUCAAAUCAGGGACUAUGAGUUUGAUAACUGCACUUUCAUGGCCGAGGAAAAGGAAGAUCGGCCGGAAGCCGGCUUCGAAUUACUUAAGAAGCUUUGCACUCAGGUCAAGCACGAUAAUGAGAAGUUGACUGUGCUAGCUAUUUCCAGUCAUCGAGAUCUACGGCAAUUUAUGGAACGAGAAGGCGAACUUGUCGCAAGUGCUGUGGAUAAAGUCGUUAGUCAAGGCGGAUUCUACGAAUUAGAAAACGACAAGGUCAGACCGAGAUGUGACGGAGCGAACAUCAAGUUCGACCGCGAAGCAGCGAAAAACGUUUACGCAUUUUGCGUAGAACAUAACAUCCCAUUGAGAGGGUUCACAAAAGACGCAACGUUCGUAACCCACAUCCCCAGCACGUUCUGCAAGAACCUCGAAGAAGAUGGCAGCGUCAUCGGCAAAUACAUCCAUUACGCACAAGUGGAAAUGGAUAAAGUCUUCUACGACGAAUCGUUCGAUCCUAAGAAGAAAUUCGCGGAGUUCAUGGAUCCUGGGUGGAUUCUCAAGAACAAGACUAGCUGGCCGAGGAAAAUUGAGUAUCCAUAUCCCCCGGUUGAGGAAGUCAUCCCGUAUUUUACGAAGCUCCUUGCUUAUGAUGCUUUGGCUGCAAUAGGUGCUGGUGGCGAUGCGUUCAUGGACGCGCUUGGUGUGCGGUACAAGGAGAAUCCUGCGGUCUUUGAGAGUGCGAGAAUCACGCGCACAUUCGAGUUGAUCAAAUGGACUGAGGAAGUUGUUGGUGAGCAAAUCGAUCCCAAGGAUGCGAAGAAAAAGAUCAAGAUUACUGAGAAAUUCGAAAUGUAUGUUGGACAAUGCAAUUUCGAUGAUCUCCCUACCGAUAUCGCCAACCCUGACCACGCAUUCGUCAAAACCAAAGACGGUGUCGUGCAUCGCUGGCAAGAAGAACACCUCGUCAACGGCAAAUUUGAGAUCUCAAAAUGCUCUAAAAUCAUCAGCCACACCGACCUAUCACUCGAAUCCAACGGCGACAUCUCAUACCACUGGCAAACGAGAACACUCGAGCUAGUCAACAAAUCACAAGUCAUCGGCAAAGCAAUCGUAGGUCCUCGAACCCAUCAGAACUACCAGGCUCCUAUACAGACUGGUCAAAAGAGGAUUGAUGGGGAUAAGAUGGCUAUUGCUAUUCGUGCUCUUACGAGGGGGUCGCUUCUUGCUACUAUGCCUCGUUGA
This is a messenger RNA of Glarea lozoyensis ATCC 20868, 1575 nucleotides long. RefSeq names its product Nucleoside hydrolase. Lineage: Eukaryota; Fungi; Ascomycota; Leotiomycetes; Helotiales; Helotiaceae. The transcript has a single exon. Gene Ontology annotation, molecular function: hydrolase activity, hydrolyzing N-glycosyl compounds. The coding region runs from base 1 to 1575 and encodes 524 amino acids. The record is from RefSeq and is a predicted model, not a curated record.